AUGAAUAAGCUCGACUACGAUGUAGAUUGCUUAGAAAUAAGUGACGACCUGAUAAGCAUGGCCGAGGACAAUACUCUUGGUGAUUUUUCACAUAUCGACGAUGACCUACAGUUUACAGUUAAAAACGAUGGAAUGCUCGCACUAAGAUUAAUACAAGUGGCAGACAGUUUAGAUUCACCUAAUUUUAUCACAGGAUCUCCAGCUAGUCCAUACCCAACGCUAACAAACUCCAGCAACGAUCCCAGUCAAUGCUCCUUUCUAGUGUUUAAGAAAAACAACGACAAUGUGAAACAGUCCCGAUCCGCCAACAGCGUCCGGGGGGUGCAACGGAACUCGGAGUGCAAUGGAGAAACGAACCUAAAUCGAAAGCAACAGCGUGACGAUCGGCGAAGGGCAAACCACAACGAAAUCGAAAGACGGCGGAGGGACAAAAUCAACAACUGGAUACACGAGCUGAACAAAAUUAUCCCCGCGGAACAUAUGAACAGCCCGUCGUCCGAGACGCAGAACAAGCAGAACAACGGCGGACAGGGCGAAAACCUAUCGAAGGGCGGCAUACUGGCGAAAGCGUGCGAGUACAUAACGCGGUUGAAAGACACCAGCGACAAGCUGACCGAGUGCCUUGCCGAAAAGGAUCAGAUACUGCUGGAGAACCUGCAGCUGAAGGAAAGCAUCAACCAGCUGCUGUCGGAGAACAAGCGCCUCCAGACGCAGCUACAGUUUGCGCUCGAAACGAACGUCAAGCUCGAAUCGUAG
This is a messenger RNA of Anopheles marshallii, 756 nucleotides long. RefSeq lists its product as uncharacterized. The transcript is spliced from 6 exons. The coding region runs from base 1 to 756 and encodes 251 amino acids. Gene Ontology annotation, molecular function: protein dimerization activity; DNA-binding transcription factor activity, RNA polymerase II-specific; RNA polymerase II cis-regulatory region sequence-specific DNA binding. NCBI's taxonomy places the organism in Eukaryota, Metazoa, Arthropoda, Insecta, Diptera, Culicidae. Gene Ontology annotation, biological process: regulation of transcription by RNA polymerase II. The record is from RefSeq and is a predicted model, not a curated record.